AUGUCAGCCAUACCGAAUCUCCCUACCGACGUAUCGCGUUUGCAUGCAAACGGUGCAGCCAAGCCGUCUUUCAAGCUCAACAAUGCGCCGGUAGAGAACCUAAGACGUUUGAAAGUGAUUGUUAUUGGCGCAGGAUAUUCGGGUAUCUACUGUGGCAUCCGGAUACCUGAGAGGUUGAGGAAUGUGGACCUCGUCAUCUACGAGAAGAAUGCUGGUGUUGGGGGCACGUGGUAUGAAAACAGAUAUCUCGGUUGUGCAUGUGACGUGCCUUCACACUCGUAUCAGUAUACCUUCCAGCCGAAUCCCAACUGGUCUUCCCUAUACGCCCCUGCUGCCGAAAUCCAAUCGUACCUCCAAGAUGUAUGCCAAAUGUACUCUGCAGACAGGUUCAUCAAACUACGCCAUCAAGUCGAAGCGUGUCACUGGGAUGACAAGACUGCCAAAUGGAACAUUACCGUUAAGAAUCUGGCGACUGGUGAGACGAUCCACGACCAGGCAGACGUCUUGAUUCAAGGACGUGGCAACCUCAACAACCCUUCUUGGCCCGACAUAGAUGGGCUUGACACGUUCAAGGGCGAGGUGAUGCAUUCAGCAACCUGGAAUCAGAGCUACGACUUCGAGAACAAGCGGGUAGGCGUUAUCGGUUCCGGUUCCUCUUCUAUUCAAAUUGUACCUUCACUGCAGCGACUACCGGGAACGCAUGUCAGCACAUUUGUGCGUAGCAAGACAUGGAUCUCGCCUCCGUUUGGACAACAGCUCUGGGACAAGUACGGCUUCCAAGGAUCGACAAUCCCAAAGGAGAUGCGCGAUCGUUUCGCCAAUGAUCCAGAGUACUACCAAAAGUUCCGACUCUCGGUCGAAGAAGACGGAAACGGUAUUCAUGCGGUCACAAUGAAGGGAACGGAGAUGCAACUUGGGGCAAAAGAGAUGUUUAACAAACACAUGAAGGAGAGGUUGAAGAGCAAGCCAGAAAUCUUCGAGGCCCUUUUACCUUCUUUCUCGCCUGGAUGUCGUCGGUUGACACCCGGUCCUGGAUAUCUCGAGGCAUUGACACAACCCAACGUCGCGUUUGUAACAUCGCCCAUAACACAUAUCUCGGAAUCUGCCAUCCACACGGCCGACGGCAAAGCGCAUGAAAUCGAUGCCUUGGUAUGCGCAACAGGCUUCAAAUCAUCGGCUCCUCCUCCAUUUCCCUUGACUGGCAGCAACGGCCUCACCAUUACAAAAAAAUGGGAGAAGCGCGCUGUAAACUACCUCUCGCAUUCCUUCGCCGGUUUCCCUAAUCUCUUCACUAUGCUUGGCCCCAAUGCAGCAAUCGGCUCCGGCAGCCUAACGACCAUGAUCGAAACGGUCGGAGACUACAUCAUCAAAGCGAUCCGCAAGAUCCAAAAAGAAAACAUCGCUUCCAUAGUCGUCAAAGAGGCGCGCGAAAGAGACUUUACAGAAUACAUCGACGCAUACUUUGAGGGCACUGUCUUUGCUGAAGAGUGCAGCAGUUGGUACAAGAAUAAGGUUACAGGCGAAGUCGUGGGUCUCUGGCCUGGAAGUACACUGCACUGCGUCGAGGCAAUGCGGAGCCCGAGGUGGGAGGAUUUCGACUAUGUGUAUGUGGAUGAGCUGGAAGGCGCACAGGACUCUGAUAACGAACUCAAUGGAGUGGGCAAGACGGCGAAUAGAUUGUCUUGGCUAGGCAACGGAUGGAGCACUUUGCAGCACGAAGAUAGGGAUUUGGCGUGGUAUCUGUAUCCAGAGUUUUUAGAUGUGCCUGUCGCGCCGCUGCCGGAGAAGAAGGAGGUCUAUCGCAUACGGCCUUUCUCGCACUAG
Molecule: messenger RNA, 1824 nt
Organism: Pyrenophora tritici-repentis Pt-1C-BFP
Lineage: Eukaryota; Fungi; Ascomycota; Dothideomycetes; Pleosporales; Pleosporaceae
Product: putative flavin-binding monooxygenase protein
Source: RefSeq, a predicted model, not a curated record